AUGAUUAUUAAAUUCUUAUUAUACUUUAUAAUUUCAUAUCCAGAGGAAUGUUACACAGAAGAAAAUGCCACUUAUGAUGAUGAUGAAAUAUUCCAAUAUCCAGAUAGUUUCUAUGAAGACGACGACUUUACAGCUCGAAAAAAUAAUGAGAUAUGGGUUCCUCGUAUAAUGAAUGGUGAACCAGCUAAAUUAGGAGAUAUUCCAUAUCAGGUAUCACUGAAAACAUUAAAGAAUGAUGGUUUUUAUAGAAGUUUUUGCGGUGCAUCCAUAAUAGGAGAGAAGAAGAUCCUUACUGCUGCACAUUGUUUUCUGGGAAAUAAACGGAUUUCUGUUGUUUUAAUGACAGGAACGAUUGAUAAAGGUAGCCUAAGUGAUAUUUACGCAGUAGCUGGUAAUCUAAUGAAUGAAGGUAAAUACAGCUUGGACAAUGAUUUCGGCCAAUGGAGAAGCUUGUCAAGCGUCAGAUACUCCAAAAAUUAUAAAAGGCCUAAACAUGAUAUAGCAGUUGCUUAUUUAGAUGACCCCUACAUAUAUAAUAAAUAUAUUGGCCCUAUUCCAAUAGCGACGAAAAAUCAAGAUUAUAACAGUCUAUGCUUGGUUUCAGGGUACGGCAAAACAGGGGGAGACAAAAAGAUUUCAAGUGAAAUUCUUUUAAAAGGCUAUUUGGAAAUAAUGACUUCGGUCGACUGCAGUGAACUGUACCACUACAACAUGGAAACGUUUAUAUGUACUGCUGAAGAGUUCUCAGACACUGGAAGGGGUGAUUCUGGUGGGCCUCUAGUAUGCUCUAAUACGAGUGAUCCGAACGAAAGUGACAUUGGAGUAUUAGUUGGUAUUGCAAGGUCUCACAGUCCAAACCGAUCCUCUUUAUUUGUCAGAGUCUCUAAAUACUACAACUUCAUAACUAAAGAAACGACUGCAGUUGUUGGGUACAACAAAUACGGGUAUCUAUAUUCUAGUUGUAUUGCUCACAAAGUUGACCUCUAUUUGCUUGUUUUGUUAAUAUUUCUUAUCAUUGAAAUCUGUGUUAAGUUACCAGAUACAAUUAGUUUUUUUUCCUGGCCGGGAUACCAUUGA
This is a messenger RNA of Spodoptera littoralis (African cotton leafworm), 1077 nucleotides long. The record is from the annotation of a GenBank genome assembly. NCBI's taxonomy places the organism in Eukaryota, Metazoa, Arthropoda, Insecta, Lepidoptera, Noctuidae.